UCUAUUUUUUGGGUGUUGGGACUUGGGAGGAAAGGAGAGAGAAGGAAGAAGAAGAAGAAGGAGAGAGAAGGAGGAGAAAAUUCGAAAUGGAAUGAUUGGGUGUAGCAACUCACACUGGUAGGAGUUUGGUAGUUGUUAGUAGCAGAAAGUGAAAGAGGGGAGAUGGUAAGAAGCAGUGUCGGCGUCUUCUCUAAUCGAAUCUUCAGUUUCUUUUUCUUCUUCUUCUUGGGUUCAGUUUGUUGAUGUUGUUGCUUUUGUUUUCUUACAUAUAAAGCAUAAUGUGGGGUGCUUGAGAUCCUCGGCGAUGAAUAGGGAAGAAGAGAUGCUGCCAUUUCUCGAGAUCCGCCGGAUGUUAAGAUGAAACAGCAUUUCAACACGGAGAUAGACCUAGGGUUUGGGUUUGGGUUUCUGUUUCUGUUUUUCUUUCAUUUCCAUCGGCAACGAGACCUGUCUUCUUCCUCCUCCUGGCUUCAUGACGACCAAGCGCGCAUAUAAGCUACAGGAAUUUGUAGCACAUUCUUCCAAUGUCAACUGUCUCAAGAUUGGGAGGAAGUCGUCGCGAGUUCUCGUCACUGGAGGAGAAGAUCACAAGGUUAACCUGUGGGCUAUCGGCAAGCCCAAUGCCAUCUUGAGUCUAUCUGGUCAUACCAGUGCAGUUGAGUCGGUGAGUUUUGAUUCUUCUGAAGUUUUGGUGGCUGCGGGUGCUGCUAGUGGCACAAUUAAGCUGUGGGAUCUAGAAGAGGCAAAGAUUGUUCGCACACUUACAGGACAUAGAUCCAAUUGCAUAUCAGUUGACUUCCAUCCCUUUGGUGAAUUCUUUGCUUCUGGCUCCUUAGAUACAAAUCUUAAAAUAUGGGAUAUCAGGAGGAAGGGAUGCAUCCACACAUACAAGGGCCACACAAGAGGUGUCAAUGCAAUCAGAUUUACCCCAGAUGGCCGUUGGGUUGUUUCUGGUGGAGAAGACAACAUUGUGAAGCUGUGGGAUCUAACUGCCGGAAAGCUAUUGCAUGACUUCAAGUGUCAUGAGGGCCAGAUACAAUGUAUAGAUUUCCAUCCUCAUGAGUUUCUGCUGGCAACAGGUUCAGCUGAUAGAACUGUCAAGUUUUGGGAUCUUGAGACUUUUGAGCUGAUUGGUUCAGCUGGACCUGAGACUACUGGGGUACGAUCUAUGACUUUUAAUCCUGAUGGAAGAACCCUGCUUUGUGGGUUACAUGAAAGUUUGAAGGUUUUCUCUUGGGAACCAAUAAGAUGUCAUGAUGCUGUGGACGUGGGAUGGUCUAGAUUAUCAGAUCUGAACAUUCAUGAGGGAAAACUUCUUGGAUGCUCUUAUAAUCAAAGUUGUGUUGGAGUAUGGGUUGUGGAUCUCUCGCGCAUAGAGCCAUAUGUAGCAGCUAGUGUCACCCGAUCAAAUGGUCAUCCAGAAUCAAAAUCAACGUCAAGUGGGAAUCUGUCUAUAUUAACCGACAGCAGCACAAAGGCUAGCAUGGCAAGGCUAUCAGUCUCACAAAAUUCAGAUCCUUUAAUCAAGGAAACAAAAUCUUUAGGGAGGUUGUUGGUUUCACAAAAUUCAGACCAUAUUGCUAAGGAGUCCAAACAGUUGUUAUCCACAGGAAGUAUUCCCAGUACUCCUCAAAGAGUGGGCCUAAAUUCUGGUCCAAAGACCACUACAACAAAUACAUCUACAGCACCUAGUACAACUCUGAAGAGGAGUGCUUCAAAGUCCCAUUCAACAACCAAUGUUUCGAUCUUCAACAAGUCAGAUGUAAUUCCCGUCAUUGUUCCCAGAACAAGUGCAAGGUUGGAGCAGGCUGCUGAAUCCCGUAAAGAAAUUAUUAGUGCUGGAAGAACAAAUCCACUCUCCAUGCAGUCAAAAACUACUGAUUUUCGGAAGCUGUCAAACAGCCGGGAUGAUUCAGAGAAGCAGAAUGUUUCUGUCCAACCUGGAACUAUAGGUUAUAGGAACACGGAAUUAAGUGAAGUUACAGACCAGAAUUUCCUUCCUGCUGGUGAUGGCUUAAACCCUGCAUUCUCUACAGCUGAAAGAAAUGUUAUGGAUAUUAGAUGCGUUGGGCUUGGGAAACAUGCAACAAAUACAUCAGUAGAGCCACCUUCUAGCUUCCAACACGAAAAUUAUGAUGCACGGUUGCCAAAAGUAAACCGGGAUGCUUGUUCUGUUGAAGUCCAAAAAGGAGGGAGGACACGUUCACUGGUUGCGAACUGGGAGAAGAGAGAAAGAUCUCCUUGCCACGAAGGACCUACAUUGAAUAAUUCCUCUGAAACAGCAUCUACUGUUAACUCAUUUAAUCAGAGAGGGUGCCCUCCGUCUGCUGAAAAAGAAACAGUAUCCGUGAGUGAUGAGGAUGUUAUUUCAGAUCUAAUGGAAGUACAUGAUCAGUUUGUAGGAUCUAUGCAGUCUCGGUUAACCAAACUACAGGUAGUCCGCAGGUAUUGGGAAAGGAAUGAUGUUAAGGGAGCCAUUAGCGCAAUGGAUAAGAUGUCUGAUCAUGCUGUCGUUGCUGAUGUAAUCAGCAUUUUAGCAGAAAAAAUGGAUAUGGUCACAUUGGAAAUUUGCGCAUGCCUCCUGCCCCUCCUCACAGGUCUUCUGGAAAGCAACUUUGAUAGGCAUUUAGGCAUUUCUAUGGAGAUGCUGCUGAAACUAGUCAGAACUUUUGGUUCUGUGAUCCAUUCAACAUUAUCAGCUUCUUCGUCUGUUGGUGUGGAUAUCCAGGCAGAACAGAGGCUGGAACGUUGUAAUGUCUGUUUUAUUGAGCUCCAAAAGGUCAAGCGCAGCUUGCCUUCACUUGUGAGAAGAGGAGGCUCGGUUGCAAAGUCUGCACAGGAGUUGAAUCUAGUUCUUCAAGAGGUUUCAUGAGCAAAAUAGCCAACACUAUACAGAUGGUGGCAAUUUGAUUGGAUAAGCUAUUGUUGGCUUGUUGCGUUGAAGGAGCAAGCUUGUGCAUUUUAAAGCUCUAAGCGCUCCAUGCAGCAUCCAAUUGUUUUCCUCCUCCCGUCUUGUCUGACCCUGUGUAUACAUGUUAAGAUGGGUCCUUAACUGCUACUGGAACAAACACCAAUGCUAAUGGACAGUUGUACAUGGCGUGUCGUUUGGCAGACACCAGGGUCUGGCUGAGAGGAAUCCAUGCCAGGUGAUAACUCUAACCCCACAUCCUUUUCUGGUUCUUCCAGCAACAUAUUGUUUUGUAAUUUUGCGCUGCACGAGUAAAAAGCCUGUGUCAGUUUCAUGAUUAUAUAUUAUAGAAAUGUACGUGUCAAACAAAAUGGAAUAUUUGCAUUUGGACUUCAUUUCUUGGUUGAAGUCCUGAAAGGGCAAUGAGAGAUUUAUGCAAAUGGUACUUGUAUUCACCACCCCCCUGGGGGAAGAUAAUUCAGUGCAUUGUUGUUUAAAUCAA
Molecule: messenger RNA, 3410 nt
Organism: Nelumbo nucifera (sacred lotus)
Lineage: Eukaryota; Viridiplantae; Streptophyta; Magnoliopsida; Proteales; Nelumbonaceae
Source: RefSeq, a predicted model, not a curated record